CCUCCUCCCAGAGGCUGCCGGCUAAUUGGGCUCUGUGGACAUUAACCAGACCCACAACUCCCCCAACAACACCCAGACCCACGCACCCCACCGCAAAGCCAGGAGGAAGAGGAGGCGGCGGCGGCUGGAAAGCAAGGUGGGGGGCUCCUGGCUGCCUCCAUCCCCGCUGCCUCCCUAGAGCAAGAUUUUUUUCCCCGUGGUGUAUUUUGUCAUUAUGAGAUGUCGUCUCUCAGUGCUUCAUUUGUGCAGAUUAAAUUUGAUGACUUGCAGUUUUUUGAAAACUGUGGUGGAGGAAGUUUUGGGAGUGUAUAUCGAGCACGAUGGAUAUCUCAGGACAAGGAGGUGGCUGUGAAGAAGCUCCUUAAAAUAGAGAAAGAGGCAGAAAUACUCAGUGUACUCAGCCACCGGAAUAUCAUUCAGUUUUAUGGAGCUGUUAUUGAACCUCCUAACUAUGGCAUAGUUACAGAAUAUGCUUCAGCUGGAUCGCUGUAUGACUACAUUAAUAGCAACAGAAGUGAAGAGAUGGACAUGGAUCAUAUAAUGACUUGGGCAACUGAUAUAGCUAAAGGAAUGCACUAUUUGCAUAUGGAGGCUCCAGUCAAAGUAAUCCACAGAGAUCUGAAAUCCCGAAAUGUGGUUAUAGCUGGAGAUGGGGUAUUAAAGAUCUGUGAUUUUGGUGCUUCAAGAUUUCAUUCCCAUACAACGCAUAUGUCUCUUGUGGGUACUUUUCCUUGGAUGGCACCAGAAGUAAUCCAGAGUCUCCCAGUAUCUGAAACAUGUGACACAUAUUCAUAUGGUGUGGUUCUCUGGGAGAUGCUAACAAGGGAGGUCCCCUUUAAAGGCUUGGAAGGAUUACAAGUAGCUUGGCUUGUAGUAGAAAAAAAUGAGAGACUGACCAUUCCAAGCAGCUGCCCUGGAAGCUUUGCAGAACUGAUGCUCCAGUGCUGGGAAGCAGACCCAAAGAAAAGGCCUUCUUUCAAGCAGAUAAUUUCAAUCUUGGACUCCAUGUCAAAUGAUAGCAAUCUUCCAGACCAGUGCAACUCAUUCCUGCAUAACAAGGCAGAGUGGCGAUGUGAAAUAGAGGCAACUUUAGAGAGGCUAAAGAAACUGGAACGUGACCUGAGCUUCAAGGAGCAGGAGUUAAAAGAACGGGAGCGACGCUUGAAGAUGUGGGAGCAGAAGCUAACUGAACAGUCCAACACACCUUUGCUGCCUUCCUUUGAUAUCUGCGCAUGGACUGAAGAAGAUGUGUACUUUUGGAUGCAACAGCUUGUUAAAAAAGAUGACACAUCUGGUGAGAUGAGUAUAUAUGCCAGCUUGUUUAAAGAGCAUCACAUCACAGGAAAAAGAUUGCUUCUUCUGGAAGAACAGGACCUGAAGGACAUGGGGAUUGCUUCCAAAGGCCACAUCAUUCAUUUGAAGACUGCCAUUGAGAAAUUAAGUCAGGAUUAUCUCAACAUGUUUCAUUUUCCACCUCUGAUGAAGGAUGCUGCAAGUGACAAUGAGGCGAGUGAAGAGAAAGUGGUGAAUCUUGAGCUUGUUUUUGGUUAUCAUUUAAAGCCUGGAAAUGGACCUGAGGACUGCAAAUGGAAAAUGUAUAUGGAGAUGGAUGGGGAUGAGAUUGCAAUAACUUACAUAAAAGAUGUGACAUUUAACACUAACCUACCUGAUGCAGAGAUUGUAAAGAUGACAAAGACUUCUUUUUCCCCCCAGCCACCAUUUGUGAUGGAGAAAUGGGUUGUGGGGAUACAGAAAGACCAGAGCAUGGAAUGUAUUGUUACUUAUGAGAAUGAUGUCAGAACUCCAAAGUUCACCAAACAUAUCCAGCCAGUGCAGUGGAGUCAAGUGAAACCCCAGGAUGAGGUGAAAUCGAUACAGCUUAAAAUACAGACAUCGCUCCCAAACUCAGAAGGCAACCCUCGAAGCCGAUCCAACUCCAGUAUUGACUGUCAGUGGAUGAAGGCACUGAGAGUGCGUCAUGUGUCCACCAGCCCUUCGCUCCAACAUUCCCGUCCCCACAGUCCCAACGCGACACAGUUUUUACCCUACCUUGAGGACCAAGGUUCUUAUGCUGCUGCUGUGAGACGAACCCAGGUUCCUGUGAUCUAUCAGGUUACCUCUCUCAAUCUGUCAAGAAACACCUCUCCAACACCGUAUUUAUCAUCUUUACAUCUGAAUUCAAAAGGAAGCAGUACCUCCAGUGCAGCUUCCGAUAGCCCUUCAGAAAGAGACAGGUCCAAAACCAAAAGUAGGAACAGUUAUCACAGUAGUGUCUCUCCCAGCAUGUCUGUAACAGGACGGCGCUUCAGUAGGGGCUCAACAGGAGCUCAGGCAACAACUAGGAACACAGAGAAAUUUUACAGGACUUCACAGUCAGUGCUCAGCCAAAACCAACAUCAGCCACGGUCACAUGAUAGGAAGCACUCUCAUUAUCACCAGCCCAAGUUGAUACCAGGAAUGCCCUUGAAGACUGAAAGUAAACCCAAAACAGAGGAAGAAGGAAGCAAAGUCAGCGAAGGUGAAUGGAUAAAAGUCAACCACUCAAAAAAAUCUCACCGACACACAACUGGCAAACAAAGUAGAGAAAAAACAAAGGGAACUGGUGCACACCAGAAAAAAUCCCACUGAUGUCUUAUAGAAAAUAGGUUUUGAAUUUUUUUUUACUGAACAUAAUAUGUUGUCUCACAACAGAAAAAUGAAAUUUUGAUUGUUGUUCUUGAGAUAUUUGCCACUGAAUGUGAGAGCAGAUGAUCUCCAAUGGAAAGCUUCUCAAAGGAGCUACUCAACAUAAAGAUACUACCUCUCAUGAAGACCAUACCACAGAUUCCCACAAUAGAUGGAGUGGGCUAAGAUAGGAUGGACCUCUCUCAUGGCAUCCUUUGCAUCUGGUGAAGAAGAUGCCCUUGUUUUCAUUCCAAUUUUCUCCACACUACAGGUUCUCUUUCUUAUUUUAUUUGGUUCAAGCCAAGUAACUGUUGCUUAACACAGUCGGCCCUCCGUAUCCAUGGAUUCCACCAUCUGUGACUUGAAAAUAUCCCUGUCUCCAAAAAUAAUCCAAAAAGCAAGCCUUGAUUUUAUGAUUUUAUAUAAAGGGCACCAUUUUACUAUGCCAUUAUAUAUAAUGGGAUUUCAGCAUCCACAGAUUUUGGCAUUUUGGGAGGAGUCCUGGACCAAAUGUGAAUGGAAGCCAAGGGACUUCCAUAUACUGACUAAAUAAGAAAUCAGUAGAUCUUGUGGUUAAAGGGUUGACGUAUCCACAAAAAGCAAGUACCUCCUACUUGUAACAUGUCUGUGACAAGUGAAAAAAUACGACUGUAAGGUUUUUAUUUUUUUCACUCUGCAGCCAAAGUGUCCUAUCCUCUUUUGUUCUGUUUUUGCUGAGCUGGUCCCUCCUCAGCACCAACAGACUGAUGUCUGAUCAAGAGCACUAAGCCUCCAUUUAAACAUACAGCCACACAUAUUUCCACAAGAAUCAUUCUUAUGAUCAGGAAAACGUAUGGCAGAUUAUUAUUAUUAUUUUUUUACAAGAACAAAGAAAAUUAUACUGAGAAAAACAGCCUUGAUAGCUUGUUCUUGUUGGUAUGACUAACAUAUAGCAGACAUCUUAUUCAUUGUAUUUUAAUUGUAUUCAGGCUGUGUUUUAUGUUCAGAUAAUAAAUACAAACUAUUAUUAUUUAUUUGUAUAUGCUGAAAUUCCACUGACAUUCCUUUGGGGUGGGAUUUGUUUUCUGAUACUGCAGUCUUGAACAUAUUUACUAGAAAGCAAGUUCCAUAGCACGACACAAGACUUUCUUCCCAAUAGACAUGCAUGGGGUUAUACAAUGUUUUUUGUUAGUAUGUUCCUCUGUUGGUGUAAUGAUGCUACAUUUUUAAUCCAAAUUCUUAACAAAAACCAAACACAGGCCUACUCAUCCCAAUUGUCCUUUGUAAAAAGGAAAAAGGAAAUGCCUGCAGAUUUUGUUUCCUUUAAAACUCUUUUGAUGUUCAUAGAGGAAGAGGCAGAAACAGUGGAAUUAUAUUGGAAAUCUUAUUUUGGCGUAUAUUUGAAGAUUUUGAAAACAAAACCAACCGCCAGUAGUAAGAAGGGAUGAGACUCCCCUUAGUCCAAAGAGCUCUACCCCAGUCUUCUUCAAUGUGUUGCUCUCCAGGUGUACCGUAUUCACAUGGCUACACAAGAUGAGACUUUACGCUCAACACAUCUAGCCUGUGCUAGGUUGGCAACCGACUGUUGACUCCCCCAUUGCGAAUGAUUCAAGCAUCUCCUCUAGUGAGGCCCAGUGGUGUCCCUAGAAUUGGUGUUACCCUGUGGGGAGGGCAGUGGGGGAGCAGACUGCCAUGCCCUCCAGAGGGCCAUUUGGGGUCCGAUGUAGUUGAUGGGGCAAUUUUACAACCUCUGUAGGCUGUUUGGAGUCCAGCAUG
Messenger RNA from Sceloporus undulatus (fence lizard), 4419 nucleotides. RefSeq names its product mitogen-activated protein kinase kinase kinase 20 (gene MAP3K20). The transcript has 20 exons. Lineage: Eukaryota; Metazoa; Chordata; Lepidosauria; Squamata; Phrynosomatidae. Gene Ontology annotation, molecular function: protein binding; protein tyrosine kinase activity; ATP binding. The coding region runs from base 220 to 2628 and encodes 802 amino acids. Gene Ontology annotation, biological process: protein phosphorylation. Gene Ontology annotation, cellular component: cytoplasm. The record is from RefSeq and is a predicted model, not a curated record.